Messenger RNA from Musca vetustissima, 3387 nucleotides. RefSeq lists its product as uncharacterized. Gene Ontology annotation, cellular component: nucleus. Gene Ontology annotation, biological process: regulation of gene expression. The record is from RefSeq and is a predicted model, not a curated record. Lineage: Eukaryota; Metazoa; Arthropoda; Insecta; Diptera; Muscidae. The transcript is spliced from 4 exons. Bases 1 to 3387 code for a protein of 1128 amino acids.
AUGACUGAAGUUGAUGUUUCUAUGCCGGAAGGUACAGGUUUAUCAUCAGCGGCUAACCUACAACAUUCUGAGGCAACAACAACAAGUGGUGGCCAAGAAAAUGGGAGUCCUACAAACGUCAACGACGAGGGUGGCAACAGUCAGACAAUCCAGGAGACAACCAAACUAAAUCCAAAUAGAAACAAGGGUGAAAGUAUGGACGUGGAUGGUGUUGAUACUGAAGAAGACGAUUCACAGAUAACUUCUUCAACAGAUACUGGAGAAGGUGGCGGUGCUGCGGAAGCUGACAUUAGAGAUCGUGAUGAAAAUAGCAAUAGCAAAACAGAACCUCCCUCAAAGACAUCGGCUAACGUCAACGCAAACGAGGACUCAUCAAAUGCCUGCGAAAGUAUAUCACAAAACUGUGAUAGUGUAAAUAGUUCAGAUGCAGGAAAAACGCAUUCUUCAAAUCAUGCUCGAGACUCGGACAACGACACAAACACAAAUGACAGUCAUGCAGCAUCAAAGACACACCACAGCGAAGAUGGCGAGGGCGCUAUCAGUGCAGAUGGAUCGGCAAAUCAUGUCGAUGACACUUCCAAUGAUAAUUCCAGUCACACAAAUCCCGAUCCAUUGGCUGUACCAAAUUCAAAACAGAGCCAAAAUGGUUCUGCUUCGGCGGAAGAGAAGCAAUCAGAUGGUGUUGUAGAUUUGGGUGAUGACUCCGAUAUUGAAAUGUCCGAGCCCUCAAAUACCAAGGAUUCGCAAAACAAAGAAAAACCUCAAGCACAAGAUUCUGAUGGCGCAGUUGUCAUUGGUUCGGACUCGGAAAAUGAAAACGAGAAGCCGACAAAUUUAUCGACAUCAACUACGCCGCUUCCCUCCAAGACGCCUGAUGCGACAUCGAAAGCUCCCGCAGUAGUUGAAGAUGAUGACGACGAUGAUUGUGUGGUCAUAGAAGACGAUAGUCCACCGCCAGCGCCGAAUGAUCUCUCGAAACGUAAAUUGGAUGCUACUGGUGGUCAAGAUGACCUAUCUCAGCCCCCCAACAAGCGGCAACGUAAUAGUCUAACACCAACCCAGGGACAGUUGAGUAUUAAAGAUGCUAGAUCUUUGAUGGGUCCCGCAUCAGAUGCAGCAAAUAAAAACGCUGUUGUAUAUCCUGUAAAUAUAACACCCGCCUCGCCAGUAACAGGGCCACCAAAACUUGUACCCGUAGGAGCGCCCAUAGCGGCGGCCACAGUAGCGGCAGCCUCGUCUAUACCCGGCAUGCCUAUGUUGCCCGGUUUGAAUAGCACAACCAAUGCCAAUUGUUUGCCCGGCCUGACAGACGAUAUGUUUGUCUUAGAGGCCCCCUCAUUUAUAGUUCCGUAUAUCUAUGAAAAACCUCCCUCUGACCAAAUUAAAAAUGUCGUCAAAGAAUUGGAAGACAAAUUCGCUUUUACGAAAGAAGAUUUGGCGGUGGUGGACAAAACCGAUGAAUUUGACAUGAUGACCGAACAGAACAAAGAAGAUCGCGAAGAAAAAAGUGCCAAAAAGAAGAAACGAGGGCAAGGCGACGAUGAUUCUUGGUCAGAGGAAGACGAAGAUUCCGAAGAAGACGAUGAUGAUGAUUCGGAAUCGGGUGUUCGUACAAAAGUCCUAAUAAAGGAAGCAUCUGAUGAUAUAUCCGCUCUGAAAGGAGCGAUAAAACCAGCAGCUGCGGUAGCAGCAACAGGCACCAAUUCAAGUGUACCUGCUAAACCUGGCCAGGAGAACUAUUUCGAAAGUCCUCUGGGUAAAUUUUUUAUGGACAUUGGUGUUGGCCUAGUUCAGGAAUAUGUACAAAAUGACUUGAUACGUCUUCAGAAGCGAAAAAUGCGCAAGAGUCUGGGUCGCAAUACAGCCGAAUUCGAAAAGGCAAUUGCAGCACUCACCGCUAAUAUGGAGGCCUCAAAGAAAAAGAACGCACCCUUCAAGUUCAACAUGAAACGCUGUGAGUUCUGUAAUUUCAAAUCCGAAUCUGCACUUGCCAUGGCGAACCACUACGAAACUCCUCACAUGAAUGGCGCCAUGUACAAAUGCAACUUCUGUAUUUUUGAAAUACGAAAUGCUACAGAAAUUGUCUACCACAUGGAAGCAGUCCACAACAUCAAAGCUCGACUCAUUAAGCCCUUGCCCUAUCAUCAGUGCCCCAACUGUGGAUUUGAAGAUAACGGCAAAGCUAAAUUGGCUCGCCAUCAGCCCGUAUGUGCUAAGAAAUUCCGGCCUGAAAUCAAUCUGGCACCUCCCAACGAUUGGGAAGCCCCCGCUAAAAUUCCACGUAUUAAGCCCAGACAUGGUUUGGUGGGGACAGCCACCGCUUACCAGGCAAUGGCAGCACAGGCCGCUGCCCAAAAAGCAGCUUUGGCUACUAUACAACAGCAGCAGCAGGCCAGGAAUCUGCAAGCUGCAGCCUUGGCAGCCCAAACUGCUGCAGCCAACAAGCUCAGGGGACGUGCGCCACAAAUGCCCGUGGGAAAUAAGAAUAUACCUCCAUCCACUGGGGCAAUGAUUCGUGCCGCUAACCAAGUCCGAAAUCCUGCAGCUACGAAUGUUGUUCUACCAAACAACUACCAACUAGGAAAUAUCGCAGGACAAAUUCUGCCAGGCAGUGCAGCAUCGUCUAAAAAACAACUUAGCACGGGCCAACCUAGCAUUUCCAUAACCCCACUACCUCGUCAAGCAGCUGGAUCGUCAGCGCAGUCGCCUACUACCAGCAAAGUACCACCACCCGGUUUGAAGCCGGGUCAAAAUCCAGCCGGUGGCAAGGCUCAGUUUGUUAUAUGCGAGAUAUGUGAUGGUUACAUAAAAGAUUUAGAACAAUUGCGUAAUCAUAUGCAGUGGAUGCACAAAGUGAAGAUCCACCCUAAGAUGAUUUAUAAUAGACCACCAUUGAAUUGUCAAAAGUGUCAGUUUAGGUUCUUCACAGAUCAGGGUUUGGAGCGUCACUUGUUGGGCUCUCAUGGUUUGGUGACAAGCUCUAUGCAAGAAGCCGCCAAUAAAGGCAAAGAUGCAGGAAGAUGCCCUGUAUGCGGCAGAAUGUAUCAAUGGAAGCUAUUGAACCAUGUGUCGCGAGACCACCAUAUGACACUGAAACCAGCUCAUCUAUCCUAUAAAUGUACCGUUUGUACGGCCACCUUUGGCAUGUAUAAACAGUUUGAGACGCAUGUCUACACUGCUCACAGUACAGUGGCCAAAAAGGCUAUGGAUGGCAAAAAGAAUUCACCAGCUACAAAUUCGUCGGCAGGUGGUAGCGGUCGUAAUAGUUUAUCGGCUGCAAACGAUUCUCUGUUGAAGCCAUUAAAAAUAAACGACGAAAUAACAAUAAUACCACAACCUGCAUCAAAAUCGCGCAUUUCUAACAUGGAUACUCAUGUUAUUGAUUAA